AUGGGAGCGGCUCAGUCGAAUGAGCAUGGUGCAUCAACACCAGAGGAGUUGAGCUACGUGCUCGCCGAGCGCUUCGCCACAAAAUGCUUUACACCAUUAGAGCUCACACAUUUCAAAGACAACUUCUUCUCCCGCGCUGCAGAACAGGGCGGUCUGCGAUACUGGAAUGAGCAGACCCUGUCUGCUUUCUUGGCCAUCCCAGAUUCUCAGGAUCUCUUCUUAGAUCCAGGUCCAGUCAUCUUCCGCAUGCUGUCGUAUCUAGGCAGUUUCCCAUUUCAGAAUACCCUUGCACCUACGGUGUUAACCUUCGAGGCUAUGGUCAAGGUUGUUGUGCUUCUGACUGAACGCUACGAGAAAGUGCUUAAGCGGGGUCGGAAAGAUCGCAUUAAACUGAUCUUUGGAUCGUUGGCUGAUGUGACGAGACGGCCGCCUGUUUCUACUUCCCCUAAAGAAGACGAUGCUAACGGAUCUAAAACCGAGAAUGCUGAAGCAACUGCUCCUGUUCAAUCGCAUUCGCUGGGAUUCUCAAUAGAUGAACCGGCGAACGAUGAGUAUGAUGAAGACGAGGAUGAUGAUCUUGCUCUUGCGGCAUUGGAGUCUCUUGAUGCCAUUGAAGUUUUCAAACAUGACCAUCGUGUUGAUAAGACGGUCUAUGAGACUGGGAUUACUAUUGAUACCUUCCGGCGGUUGCUUAUGCUGUUGCUUGUUAUUGCACCGCUCAGACCUUUGGAGUCCGUCAAGGUCUAUACAUCUGAUUUUGAUGGUGAGCGAAUGGAGGCAAUUCGCAAAGAGGCAGACAACAUUAUUGCAGCUUUCUCACCACAAGAACGAGAUGUUGGAAUCUCGUACAAGACUUUUGCCAGAACUAUAUCGCUGUCACUGCCGUAUCUCUUCGAUCCACUGACUGCUUUGUUCGAGCAUAUGCUUUUCAGCAAGAACUUGGACCUCUCCCAACGCCGACAAAAGGGACUAACUCCGGAAACAGAGGUGGAGGAUGCUGAGAAGCCCGAAGAGCCACUCCUGCCACCAGCUUCAAUCACACUCCCGGGCAGUUUCGAAUCAGCAAUCUUAAACCCAACUGUUGUAUCCCAUCUCUCAUUCUUCCUCCCGUCAACAUCACCAACCCUGAACCUCUUCCGCAGCGGCAUCAAGCUGCAUCCAGUCUUCUCAACCAACGCCCACGGCUCAUCCCUGACCUCCUUCUCGCACCACGUCAUGACCUGGCAAUCUGCCACCCUCCUCAUCCUCCAAGGAAACCAAGAAGGAUCCUCAGACGAGAACCCAAUAACACUAGGCGCCUACAUCCCCCAAACCUGGAAAUCUCCCUCUUCAAGCACAUCCCAACCCUCCUCAACUAAAGCAGACCCCCUCCCCUGCCUCUUCCAACUAUCCCCCAAACACACCCUCCUCCCAGGAAAUCCCUCCCCAUCCCAAACAAACCAAAACACCCCAACGGCCUACUUCUCCACCCAAACAGGAAUAGCCCUAGGCUGCCAAAUCCCCCCACCAUCCCGAAGCAACAAAAGCCCCCCAAAACCGCACGGCGCAGGGAGUCUCCUUAUAGACUCAAACCUCGAAACAGCAACAUUCCACACCGCACCCAUCGGCCACGAUGGCGUCUUCCUACCAUCACCUACUACAUCCCUAGAAGACGCACCGAAGACGAUCAAACUUGAUCUAUGGACCCUCGAGAUCUGGGGUAUUGUGCCUAAUCCGGAAGAAGCAUUCACUACAGAGCCUGGAUCUAGUGCUGUGGAGAUGCAGCGUGCUAAGUGGGAGUUUGAGGCUAGGGAGGCGGAGCGGAGGAGGAAUAUUAAUCUUAAGGCUGGGGCCGGGGAUUCGGCGGCUGAGAGUGCUCGGUGGUUACUUGAGGCUGCUGGGAUUGUUGGGGAUCAGGGGAGACAUUCCGGCGGGAGUGUUUGA
Messenger RNA from Penicillium canescens, 1923 nucleotides. RefSeq lists its product as uncharacterized. The record is from RefSeq and is a predicted model, not a curated record. The transcript is spliced from 2 exons. Lineage: Eukaryota; Fungi; Ascomycota; Eurotiomycetes; Eurotiales; Aspergillaceae. Bases 1 to 1923 code for a protein of 640 amino acids.